Messenger RNA from Oncorhynchus nerka (sockeye salmon), 2782 nucleotides. RefSeq lists its product as uncharacterized. Bases 638 to 2782 code for a protein of 714 amino acids. Lineage: Eukaryota; Metazoa; Chordata; Actinopteri; Salmoniformes; Salmonidae. The record is from RefSeq and is a predicted model, not a curated record. The transcript has 2 exons.
CACACAGAGAGAGGGAGCUGGGAGGAGGAUGAGGAUGAUGGUAACAGUACUCUCUCCCACUACUACCCCAAAACACAGCUUCUGAUUGGAUCAGCUUGGACUCCUAAGUUUCUCUGAGGUGUUCUGAGGCUUGUGUGUGACCGCUCACCCAGGAAAAGUUCAUUGCUGAGGACCUCUGUUUGACUACUGGAGCCGACACCACAGAGAAGAAUGGACAGAGAGGGAGGGAAGUAGAACUGACAAUCAUCUCUGAGUGUGUGGGAGACAGAAAUGCAGAGAAUCUUCAUGGAUGGAAUCUCAGACCUGUGGAUAUACAAGUGAGUGUCUGUUGAUAUCUGGAGCCCCAAACAUGAGAAGAUUGCAGUUCAACCACUCUGACGUUUCUGCUGGGGCAGACAAACAACUUUCCUACCAGGCCCGUGCUGCUACCAGGCCUGUGCUGCUGUCGAAGGCUUCUGUGAUGAUUUUGACCAGUGAUUAAACUCUACAAAAAGGAUUACUGGGAUUCUUAAACUGUCACAUUUUACUACAUACUACAUUUGGAAUAAUUCAACUCUCACUGGACCCAUUCCCCAGUGAGGGGAAAUACACAACAGGCCCAUUCCCCAGUGAGGGGAAAUACACAACAGGCUCCACAAUGGCCACCGGACAGUUGAGACAGAAUGGUGGUGUGAGGGACGUGAUCCCAGAGGAUGGCAGUGACAGGGGAGGAAACUGUGGCAUUGCAGGGAAGUUGGCUGGAGCCCGGGGCAGGACAGAGUGGAGAAGGCUAAACCUGCCCAAAAGGAGUAAGAGUUCAGACUGGAGUGGAAGGGGGGCUAGCCCUGGCCAGGGGCUCAGGACUGGGCUGCUGAGCUUUUCUGGGAACCUAGGGGGGUCCACACUUAAACGAGCAGAGAGUUUGGAGAGUAAGAGGGCAGGAGAGAGCAAUGUGUUGUCCAGGGUGAAGGCCUUUAACUCAGUUGGACCAGGGGAAGUGAUGAGCCCCGUUGGGGGUUCAGGGCGUUCCCUUGGUGAAGGGGUGUCCCCUGUGGGUCUAGCAUAUGUGGCUAUAUCUCUGGAGAGGGCCAGUGGGGGCCAGUCCCUCCCCACCAGACUGAGUUCUAGUCCUGGUCCUGGGUCUGGAACCAGAAUACCAGCCGGUGGAUCUCUUGGAUCCUCCAGGGGUCAGAGUAUCUGGGACCGGAUACAGAAGCUCUAUGGGACUACUGGAACUGAUAAAGCUACUAACAGAGAUGUGAAGGACUCAACCAGAACCAAGCGUCUCUCAGCACCGGUAGGAGACUGGUCUCUAUUGGAGAGGGAUGGGGGGGAUGCAGCAGCCAAUCGCAGGAAGUCCACCACAGACUCUGUCUUUGUCUCCCCCCUCUCCUCCCCCUUUUCCUCCCCCCUCAGUGGAUUAUCCAGGGGGGAGAGGAACGGCCUGCUCUCACACACACCCCUAGUAGAACAGAACACCACACACACACCCCUGGUAGAACAGAACACCACACACAAUACACACACACCACAGAGACAUCAGAAUAGUGCAGUCAAGGUGUCUGGUUUGAGCCCCUCACUGUCUCCAGUGUCAGGGUGUACCACACCCACACUCUCAUACAACCCCUCACACACACCCUUAGUGGAGGGGUCAUCAGUGUGCAUUAGGGACCCCUCACUGUCUCCAGUGUCAGGGUGUACCACACCCACACUCUCAUACAAACCCUCACACACACCCUUAGUGGAGGGGUCAUCAGUGUGCAUUAGGGACCCCUCACUAUCCCCUCCAUUAGAAGACAAACAGGAGAGAGGGGAAAAGGAGGUGACAAACACUGUGGGCAAAAAGAGUGUAAUUAGUGAAGACAGUGAAAAGGAGAGAGUAAGGGUGGGGAGCAUGGCUCAGGAAAAAGAGAAAUGGACUGAUGUCGAAGGAAAAGGACACAAGAAAAAGGAGAAGCGAGGGAGAGAUAACGCCGAAGUCUUUCUCCCCCAGCACAGACUAUCAGUGACACCCACCAGGGACUCUCAGCCUAUCACAACGUCCGGAGUAGGGGUCACCACAGGGUCAAACCCCCUCCUGACCAAUCAGCUUAAUGGGAAAACGGACACCUAUGACAGGAGCAAGACCCCUGGUAGAGGCGUGGCCAGGGAACAGAGCCUGUCAGAAGAUGUGUUUGAAGCCAACACCCCACAGAGGAUAACAUUACAGAACACAGAAAAUACCAAGUUACCUGGGAAACUGGUAGUGCCCUCUGCAGCCAGUGUGAGGAACAAGAUCCACCAGUUUGAAGCUCUGACACAGACAUCUCAGGUCUCAGUGCCCAACUACCUGAAGCCCAGACGGGCUUUCUCUGUCCCAGAACAGCUCAGUGAGUCUGGAGAGGGGGUCAGGAAGAGUGGGUUGGAUAGACAGGUACGUGGGGUGGGGGGAGUAUGGGAGAGAGGGAGAGGAGGAAGAGAGGGAGGGAUUGUAAUUAUGGAUGGGGGGAGAGGACGAGGAGAAGGAGAAGUGGUAAGGAAGAGUGUGCCAGAUAAAGCACUUGGUGGAGGGAGAGGAAGUGAGGUAGUGAGAGAAGAGAGGAAGGCUCAUAGAGGGUGGGCGGUGAGGUCUAUGUCAGUGGAUGAGGUGAGGCUGGGGAGCAGGGAGAGAGGGGGAGUAGGGGAGAGCGGGGGAGUGGGGGAGAUAGGCAGAGUGGUUUAUAAAGGUUUAGUACAGGGAGUGAGGGAGACAGGGGGAGUGGGGGAGAUGGGAGGAGUGGGGGAGAGUGGGGGAGUGGGGGAGAGCGGGGAGUGGGGGAGAUAG